Messenger RNA from Mizuhopecten yessoensis (Yesso scallop), 5093 nucleotides. RefSeq names its product paramyosin-like. The record is from RefSeq and is a predicted model, not a curated record. The transcript is spliced from 2 exons. NCBI's taxonomy places the organism in Eukaryota, Metazoa, Mollusca, Bivalvia, Pectinida, Pectinidae. The coding region runs from base 746 to 3040 and encodes 764 amino acids.
CAAACGGCUAUGCCAGAGCAGAUGAUCCAUCGCGUUACAAAUAAGUGGGCAUGUUCUGACGAUAAAGAUCAUUAUAUACAUUUGUAAACAGUGAAUGAAUUAUAUGUGGUAUGCUGCCAGGCCAAUCAGUGUUAGCUGAUAGGGUGCGGAGUUAGGAGUUCUCACUACAAGGGGAUCGCACCACAGACAGCACCCACUUCAAAUAGCAUGGAAAUAUAUCUAAUGAUCCAGCUAACUUCCUACUACAAUCAGACUGCAGCCUCACCAAUGUAACUCAGAACUGAUGUUUACAGGAUACACCGAGAAUAUCUAGGUAUUUACAAAUCGAAUACAUCUGGUUAAAACUUGGAUAGCAAACAAAAAAAAAGAAUUUAACGGUUGUGAUAUAUUGUUAGCCUGUUCCGAGGGAUUACUCAACAGACAAAAACUGGAGGAAGUGUGGAUUUCCGUGUAAAAAUGAUAUGAAUUCUGGCCCAGCAUGUGGCACAACAGAUAGUUUAUGAUAUGGACUACACUGGAGAGCAUGCUUGUUAUCACCUCAGCACCGAUACAUAAUACUUGUGGAAUUCAUAAAUGUGGCAACUUUGUCAUUUUUACAGACUUUCUGUAGGAUAAAUAAUUCGGUGAUACAUAAAAACAGGCAGCGUGUUCACAAUUCUGUUAAGUUGUCUUUCAACCAUUCUUAUCAUCACCUUUAGUAAGUGGAGUGAUUAUUCACACUUCUGUGUUAUUCCGGGACAUCACUAUGGAAUAUUUGUGCACUGUACUGUUAGCGUUCCUACUUUACUGGUCCGCGAUCAUCCCCGUGUGGGGGAUUCCUCGGCACUAUAACUCGGCACAGGAUACGUGCGUCUUAAGCCUUGUCAUCCCCAAGGACAGUAUAAAAAACAACUGUGACAACCAUGAGGCACUCAUGGCCAAACUACAAUCGUUAGAGGCCCAGCUACGACAGAUGAGCCACCAUGUACGGGUCAUCGACACACAGCGCAUUCAACCAGCAAUGACACAAUACGCUGAUCUGGCAAACAAGGUUGAAAGCAUGGAAAGUCAAAUGAGUGCAAUGACAUUAAAAAACCGAUAUCUAGAAUCAAAAUAUCAUGAAUUUGAGUCCAAAAUUGAAACGUUAAGCAGGUUAAGUUCAAAAUCAACAGAGGAUUCUGAUAGACUACUGGACCCUAUUAAACCGUUACUGAUGGCAGAGUUUCAAAUUCUAAAAGCAAAUUUAAUGCAGAGUUUAGAACAAGAACUUUUCCAUAUGUAUUCCCGAAACUUUGAGGAUACCGGCUCAGCCAUGGACAUGGACGAGAAUUCAGAAAAUUCCUCAUUGAAGGAUUUAGCAUUGAAGGGCGAUAACUCUAUUUUUAGGAAUAAAGAUCAAGAAAGUGAUGAAUUAUUGGAGGUGGAAUCAGUAAAUAUCAACCAACUUGCUAGAUCACUCCAAAAAUUAACUAGCAGCCAUGACAAGGCAAUUGACCAAUUAGGAGAAGGUGAAACAGCGCUGGAGAAGGAGGGUCAAUCCAAUAUAACAGUGGACACCAAUUCCUCCAGGGUGUUGGAUGAACAAGAGCUAGGAAACACAUCAGCUGGCAUUGAUCUGUCAGAGAUCCUGAAAGUCUCAACAGACAAUACAUCAGCAGAGAAUGAAUCUUCAAGCAACUCAUUGUCCUGGGGCACUUCAUCAAGUAACACAACUCAGGACAUAUCACAGUCCGAUUUGUCAGUCAAGGAAAAAGACCAGCUAACAAAUGAAAUAUCACAACAACUCAAGGUCAUAAUACAACGUACUGUUAAAGCAGCUAUACAACAACAACAGGAGGAGGUUACCAUAGCAACUGUGGUUCAGGACACAGAAACAACAAUUUGCUCUCAAUGCAACUUUACCGCCAAAAUUUCAGAACUUGAAAUAAACUUUUUGGAACUGAAAAAUAAUCUGACAGCAAUUUCUAGAAAUGACCGGACAUCCUCUCUGUUGGACAGUCUCCUAGUCACACAACAGGUGUCUGAAUUGAAGGCAGGUCUUGAAUCUCUCAGCAGACGGGUUGAUGGACCUCAAAAUACGCUUCAGCGAGCAUCACACUUACAGAAUGAGCUUGACAUUCUGAAGACACACAUUCAAGUAAACCUGAAGGAGCGACUUGAGUCAUCCAUGACAGCUCUGCAGCAAAGAAUGACUAUUCAAGAGAGGAACAACAAUAUGUCAAGUAGUUACCUCAAUAUAUUCAAGCAGACACUACAGAGUUAUCGCAACGAGAGUCAGAACAUGCAAGCAAAUCUGCAACAGAGCAUUGACACAGUUCAGUCUCAGCUCAAACAUCUCAACAAGUCACGCAACCAAAACUCGGACAUGGAAAUGCGGCUGAAUGACCUUGAGGCUGAUUUUGGCGGCUUUGACUUUAAGCAAAAUGCUUUUGAUGUAAAACUUGAUCGCAUCAAAGACACCAUGGCACAAAAUGAUCGGGAAAUCGGAACCAAGUUCCGGUCUCUUCAGCAAAAUCUUCUUCGUAUCCAAUCUAAGUUUUCAGUUAUAACAAAUCUGAGUCGCAGUGUUCAGAUUAUUGGUGUCAAGCAAGCAACAAUGGCACAAAAAGUCUCCAAAAACGGACAGACAAUGAAGUACUUGUACAUCCAAAAGAAGCUGGAGUCGGGAGACUGGAUGGAAUACAACUUCACCUACAACAGCAUCAAGAACAGCUGCAACAAGCUCCAGUAUGUCCGCCAGAACAGCGUCUGUAGCGGGACAAUUGCAAGAUUCGUAGGCGUGAUUUUGUGUUCUGAAGACAGAUACAAGAUUUUACUGGGAAAUUCGCUGGAUGAGGACUUCCUAGACAUUGCAGAUGAGCAUGGCUAUGGUCAGGACCACUGUGAGUUUGUGGGCGGGUCAAGUGAAGCAGAUGGUUCGGUGGAAAUAGAUUUUUCGUUUUUCCCUUCACAAAAAGCAUAUGUGCGAGCAGAGUGGGGUCAGGAGCCCCGCAUUGCAAAUAUAUCCCCCAUCUUGACUCCAGUAACAAGAUGGUAUGAGUGUGGGGUCAAAAUACCCUGAGCUACAACUACAUCUGACCCCACUGUGACAGGGCGAGUAUGAGUGUGGGGUCAAAAUACCCUGAGCCACAACGUCAUCUGACCCCACUGUGACAGAGUAGGAUCUCUAUCCAGGAGAAUUAGUCUGUCAUACCAACAAGAAAAAAACGAGGAUGACGAUGCUUUCCAUACAAAAGGAGAUAACUUAUGGAAAGCAAACAAAAUACAACUUUUCCCAUACAAGAGGAGAGAACUCUGGAAGGUAAAGUGUAUAGAAGUUGUCCUGUACAGGAGGAGAUAACUCUGUCUUACAAAAGAAAGUGGAUAUAAUUUUCCCCUUACAGGAGAAGAUAACAAUGUGAUGAAGAAAUAUGUUGCCUCUGUGAUACAAGGGAAAAAAACUCUAAACAGGAGUAGAUAACUCUGUGGUAGAGUACCUGUGUGUCAUAAAAAUCACUUGUUGUUGACACAAAGAGGCCUUCAAACUGUGGUAAAACAUCUGUGUAUCAUAAAAAUAACUCAUUGUUUACACAGAGGGGCUAUCACUCUGUGACACAAACAAUCUAAUGAGCUGUACAGUUUGGUGUAGACAGAUGAAUAAACUAUGGGGAGAUAACUCUAGAUGUGUUGAGGAAGUGGAGAAUGAGUAGAGGUCGUGAACUUGGCCUGCUGGAAUGUUAAGGUUGAGAACUGUUGCCUGAAUAGAGACACUGAGGAUAUUUGUAAAUGGCUGUCAUUGUAAAAAUAUAUUAGAAUAGAAUAUUUUGCACUGUUUCCAUAUUUGACUUAUUUUUAAAUAUUCAUAUAAAAAAAUAUUGUGAUUGUAUGGUUCGAUUGAUUGUUUUAUCUUUGUUUUCUGAUAAGGAGAGAUUGAUAUUUGUAAAUCAUUGUUUGACAAACAUUUAUUUUCCAAACUGACAAUGUGUUUUUAACUGUUCAACAACUUAUUUACAAGGAUUGAAAUUUGAGAAAAUGAACAAUUACUCAUAAAAUGUGUAUUUAUUGUUUAAAUGUGUUAAAUAUUAAUGAGAAAAAUCACCAAAUUUCUUAAAUCUUCAUUGCAAAUUACAAUGUAAUACAAUAUUAAUAUUAUGUCCACAGUAUAUGGACCCUUACCUUGUUGUCUAUAUAAUGUACAGAGAUGAUAUGAUCUGGUAGGAAUGUCAUAGAGAUAAGAGAUUAUUAUUCAAGAUCAUAUUUUUUAAAGUUGUGUUGCUGAGUUUUCAUAAACUGACAUUUUUAUUGUUAUAAAUUUCUUUUAUGUGAUUGAUAUGGAAAUAUCUGUAUAAGGCAAUAAAACAAUAACAAAAACUCCAGUGGCUUUAGUGAAGAUUGGACGGUUAGUGACGGAGACUAAUCUGUCUACAGGCAUAUACUUCUGAAGACAUUACUGUUUGAAAUAUGUCUUUUAUUAAAAAUAAACAUUCUGCUGUAUCUAUAUAUAUUUUCUGAAAUCAAUAAUGAUUUUAGUACAGUUCAGCUUUGUUCAUAUGACCUUGAAUUCAUUAAUAUAGUCACAAUGACCCAGCAGGAAUACCUCUCCUCAGUCAACAUCUUGAAAAUACAGAGGCUCCACCUGGUGGCUAUAUGUGCACCACCAGAUGGAGCUUAGAUAAACACACUCGGCACUGCUUAGUCUACAGGGAUGAGAGGGUAAGAUGAUUUACACUACAUGAAAACACAUUGUCACUUUGUAGGAACUUGCCACUAAACUAAGGCCUUUUAUCAGAGACGAGCAUACGAACAUCUUAUCACUCCAUGGGACGUACACAUAGCGAUAUGUACAAUAAUAAUUCAUAUGUACAACUAUUUUCUUUGUCUUUAUAACACCUUGUUACUAAUGUCAGAGCCUUUUGUAUGAUGUUGAUCACCAAUACUACCACUACAUGUACUAGACCUGGGGUGACUUUUAUACUACCGCUACAUGUACUAGACCUGGUGUCACUUUUAUACUACCACGACAUGUACUAGACCUGGGGUAACUUUUAUACUACCACUACGUGUACUAGACCUGGGGCCACUUUUAUACUACCACUACACGUACUAGACCUGGGGUCACUUAUAUACUACCACUA